CACCACCACCAUCACCACCACCGCUACUGCCGUGGGGCAGCGCUCGUCUCUCCUGGACCCGGUUCCGGGCUCGAGAUCGCGGCUCGCCCUCUCCAAUGAACGUGGCCGCCACGCUCCGCCGCCUUCACUCUUCGACUUUAACGCGCAACAUUGGAGACGUUCACAUUGGAGACGUUGUUGGCUGGGUCGUGCGUCUCUCUUCGCUUUCAGCGGCUGCCGGGUCCCGGUCGUCGGUCCCCGCUUUUCUCGCACGCGGUGGAGGUGAAAGGGCCGAGCCCAUGCGCCGCUCCAAGUGAAAGGAGAGAAGACUGAGAAGAACCACUGGUAUAUUGGGAGGAGCAGAAUGAAGGGCUCCGUACAGAAUCCCGUGGCCAAGGCGGUGCCGCAGGCCUUGGAGAGCGCACCCGACGCUGUGUCAGUGGGACCAGGACACCUGGAGGCCACCAAGGACGGGGGCUGCGAGUUCAUGGUGCCUGAGUCGUGGAGGCACUCGGUCAGCCAGGCCUUGCUGGCGUUGUUUGAGAAGGAGCAGCUGUGCGAUGUCACAAUCAAGGUGGGCGCUAAGCGGAUCCCGUGCCACCGUGUGGUGUUGGCGUCAGCGGUGCCCUACUUCCGUGAUAUGUUCCUGUCGGACAUGCUGGAGACGCGGCAAGGGGAGGUGUCACUCCAGGACCAGCAGCUGGAGGAGGGAGCCGUGGAGGCGAUUGUGCGCUUCGCGUACGAGGGCCGUGCCCGGCUGGCGCCCGACGGCGUGCAGGCCCUGCUGUACGCUGCAUGCAUCCUGCAGGUGGAGGUGCUGGUGGGCGCCUGCUCCACCUACAUGCAGAGGAACCUGGAUGCAUCCAACUGCCUCGGCGUGCGCGCCUUCGCGGAGAUGCACAAUCUGAAGAAGUUGAUGUCAGCGGCAGAUGACUUUACGCGAGAGAACUUUGGUGCAGUGGCGGUGGCGGAGGAGUUCUUGGACGUCUCUCCGUCCCACCUGGUGGCCCUGCUCUCGUCCUGUGACCUGAGCGUGGUCGGCGAGGUGCAGGUGUACGAGGCCACCAUGCGUUGGCUCCGCAGAAACUCGCAGCACCACGAGCGAUGGCUUCCCACCAUUGCCGAGCAGGUCCGCUUCCCGCUGCUGCCGCUGGACUUUCUGAUGCGCACGGCAUUUCGCGAGGAGCUCCUCAAGCGCAACAUUCGGUGCCGGGAUCUUCUGGACGAAGCCAAGAACUUCCACCUCCACAUGCAGCACCAGGACGAGCUGACCGAAUUCGAGUUCUCUGUGCGCACCACACCGCGAAAGAGUGCCGCCGGAGUGCUCUUCUGCGUGGGUGGCCGAGGAAGCAUGGGAGACCCUUUCCGGAGCAUCGAAUGCUAUGACCUGCAGACUGGAAGCUGGUUCCUCGCUGCCGAGAUGAACAGUCGCAGGCGACACGUGGGCGUCAUCUCUGUAGGAGGGAAAGUAUAUGCGGUGGGUGGGCACGAUGGCAAUGAGCACCUGACAAGCAUGGAGAUGUUUGAUCCUCUCACCAACAAGUGGAUCCCCAGGGCCUCAAUGAACACCAAAAGACGAGGAAUAGCUCUGGCGGCACUGGCAUCGGGCCCCAUCUACGCCAUCGGGGGGCUGGACGACUCGGCCUGCUUCCAGACGGUGGAGCGAUACGACGUGGCGGCCGACUCCUGGAGCACCGUGCACUGCAUGAACCUGCCGCGUGGGGGCGUGGGCGCCGUCGCUCUUGGGCGCUACAUCUACGCGGUGGGUGGGAACAAUGGGCAAACAUCUCUUGCGACCGUGGAACGAUACGACCCUCCGCUGGACAAGUGGGAGGAAGUGAAGGGAAUGAAGCAGCGUCGGGCUGGUGCAGGCGUGACUGUGCUCAACCGCUGCCUAUACGUUGUGGGUGGCUUUGAUGACAAUGCACCCUUAAACUCGGUGGAAAAGUACGACCCCCAGAAGGACCGGUGGGAGGAGGUGGCAGAUCUCACAACGCCACGUGGAGGUGUAGGGGUGGCCACACUCAUCGGAAAGAUUUUUGCAGUAGGAGGCCACAAUGGCAGCACCUACCUCAACACGGUGGAAGCCUACGACCCUCUCACUAACAAGUGGGAAGCAGUGGGCUCUAUCUCGCAGUGCCGGGCGGGAGCUGGAGUCGCCAUCUGUGCCUGCUCCAUCAAGCAAAUCCGAGAAGUCGCCCAAGGCACAGGGGGAGUUGCUGACUGCAUGUGACCAAAUUGUGCACAUGUGGGUCUCUGGAGCGCGGGCCACAGUUACAGUGGCAUUCUCUUGUUAUUUUCAUGGUAUUUUCCCAGUUUUUAUUUCAAUUGUGCUGUUACAGUAAUUUUCACAAGGUGACAUAUAACACUUGGAACUCUUGCAGAGCAGUACAUACUCUGUAAGUGAAUGGCCAGCAGAAGGAGGUAUCAUGGAACUGCUUCUGAAGUCCCUGAAUGUUACCCCAAAUUCAGUGUAUAAACUAAAUGUUAAGUGAUAGGUUUAUUUGUGUAGUCAUUGCUGAUUGGAUUAAAGCUUCAGCUCACUACUACACUUGAGGAUGCAGAUUUGACCCGAGGAUCUUAGCAGUGCUCUUGGUGUUUUACCUCACAGUAGCUUUUGUAAGAUGGUCAAGUCGUAAAAGCUGUGAUAUUAAUUAUUGAUUUCCAAUGUGUUACAAGCUUCUUCAAUCAAUAUAUGCUCCAUUAUUAUAUGUUGUGUUUUAGCUAGUACAAUUGCAUGUUUUUGUUUUAUUUGUUGCCACUUUAAUAUGGAAAGCUCAUUGUAAACAUGAAACAAGAAAACUUUAACUCUCGCAACGAGACUUCAGAAACUAAUGUUUCGUUUGAAAUUUAAUUCUAUUAAACUAUCUUUGCUCAUAAUUCAAUAAUAUUUCCAUUAUUUACAUGAAUAUUAAAUGUUUACUAUUGUAUCAUAGGAUCUCUUGGUGCAGCUCGAGAGCUGCAUAUUGCUAAAGAAGGUUAUGAAAAGGAACACAUGUUCACUGAAUUGUGUGCACUUUGGUGAUGAGUUGCACUUGGCUUUAAAAAGUUACAUGUUACUUACAUGGUGUUGUGCCUAACACUAUUUAAAUACGAGUCGUAUUUGACAUUUCACGUUUUGUAGCUCAUGCUGUAAAUUUGUUAUUGACCUGUAUAAGCCAUAUGAUGUUUGUGUUGGCAUACUUUUCAUAUACAGUACAGCCCUUUUGUCGCUAUACUGCUGGAUGAGGGCUUUCCCGGGCCUUGUGGGUCGUGCGGAUUAUUUGACAAUACUUCACGUUGAUCAUUGGUCGUUCGUGAAGGCAGGGAGCAUACAAAUGUGGUAGCAUAGAAGAACUAUACAUUAAAAUUUUCCUGAACUGCCCUCUGCUGCCCGGAAUGUAUACUUUCCUUGAAAUGCCUGUAAUUGAAUGUCAAUGCUUUACAUGUAUCAGUGUGACGCUAUUUUAAGAGAUUACACAUUUCAGGGUUUCAUGUCUGCUGCCAUAAGAUGUUGGAGACAAUCCUUUUAAAUGAGCCACGUGCCAUAUAAAUCACAUGGAAGUUAUACGAAGCCAUCGUGUUCUAUGUAAACGCUACUGAAAGUAAUUUUAGUUUUGUUAUUGCAAGUAAAAAACAAUUGUUAGAAACUGUAGUUUAACACAUUCAUGUGCACCAUUUGUUAACAAAUGCUUAUUUGAAUGUUGCUUACAGAAGCUGCUGGAUGUAUACCUGUAAAGGACCAAUGAUUUAAACCUCUUUAAGAAAUAUAUAUUUUGUAAGCAUAUUAAUGCACCACUGGAAUGAGCAUAUGGGUUGCAAUAUUGUCUUACGAGUGGAUUUAACAAGGCUGAAUUACUGAAUAUUUUCCGGGUCGCUGGUAGACUGGAGUCAGCUCGUGGCCACAGCCAUAGAGAGGGGUAUGCUGGAUGUGUUUUCACGUCUCGUCAUAUUUUCCGGUUAACUGCUCCAGACAGACCCGGCCAAACUUAAGCCCUGGAUGUAAGGUAAUACGAAAUAAACUAUUUAACAAUUGAA
Messenger RNA from Petromyzon marinus (sea lamprey), 3996 nucleotides. RefSeq names its product kelch like family member 8 (gene KLHL8). The record is from RefSeq and is a predicted model, not a curated record. Gene Ontology annotation, molecular function: protein binding. NCBI's taxonomy places the organism in Eukaryota, Metazoa, Chordata, Hyperoartia, Petromyzontiformes, Petromyzontidae.